UAGGCCAUUUUAUUUUUGUGAAAAUGUUCCCUGGGUUCUUGAAAAAGAAAAUCAAAGAGAAAAAGAAGGGAGUAAUAUAUGGCAACGUUGAAGGACCAUAUCGCAAUGAAGAACCGGAAUAUCUAAAGCUGGUCGAAAUUUACAGAGGGGAUAUUCGACUUCGUUUGAUUCCGAAACAAAUUUUACACUUGCUGUUUUUAAUCGGUGAAAGCGAAAAAGAAAAAAUAAGAAAAAUUGGAGAUAUUGAUCCAGCACUUGCAACAGACCAGCUUCUGGAUUGUAUAAAGUCUUCAUCAGAUCCAGGUCGAUGGCGCGAGUUCCUAAAUGCUCUUGAGAAAUCCAAAUUUAUUAGUCUCCUGAAGAAAAUAAGACGCCAAGAUGUUGACGAUGACACGGAACAAAGAAAUUACGUAUCAGUAAUGAUGCCACAGCUUCGAGAAAUGAUUAAUCCUCGAGAAAUAAUGGCACAUCUUUUGUACCAUGAUCUCUUGAUAUCGGACGACAAGGAAGAAAUAGAAUGCGUGAUGAACAACAAAGGAGCCAUUGAAGCUUCGGAAAUGUUACUGGAACGAGUGUCUGGAAAACAUUCGAAUUGGUAUCCAGUACUUACAAAACUGUUUAUGAAGCAUGGACACACGGGCGCUGGGAAUAUGCUCUUGGAUGGUUUGUGCAAAGGUUAG
Molecule: messenger RNA, 680 nt
Organism: Mya arenaria
Lineage: Eukaryota; Metazoa; Mollusca; Bivalvia; Myida; Myidae
Exons: 4
Coding region: 24-680 (218 amino acids)
Source: RefSeq, a predicted model, not a curated record